CAGGAGCAGCAGCACAUUGCGGGCCGGGACAGCGGCUCCGCCGGGGCAGAGCGCGCCCAGCAGCAGCACCAGCGCCCAGGGCUGCAUGGCACCGGCACCGGCAGCGACAGCGGCAGCGGCACCGGCACCGGCAGCGACAGCGGCAGCGGCACCGGCACCGGCAGCGGCACCGGCAGCGACAGGGGCACCGGCAACGGGGCUCAGCAGCUCCUCCGGCCGCCCCGGCUCCUCCUCACCCCGGUCACAUGAGGCGUCCCGGCCGCUCAGAUCCGGCGCGGGCGGAGCCGCGGUCUCUGCGGUCUGUGCUGGGCUGGUACCGGCGGCUCCGGGCAGCCCCGGCCCCGCGGGGCCCCGCUCCUGCCCGGUCCCGCUCCUGCCCGGUCCCGCUCCUGCCCGGCCCCGCUCCUGCCCUGUCCCGCUCCUGCCCGGUCCCGCUCCUGCCCGGCCCCGCUCCUCCCGGUCCCGCUCCUGCCCGGCCCCGCUCCUCCCGGUCCCGGCCAUGCCGGGGUGCCGCUGCCCGCUCCCGGCGCUGCCGCUGCUGCGCUGGCUCCCGCGCUAUUCCCGGGCGUGGCUGCCGCUGGACGCGCUGGCCGGGCUGGCCGUGGGGCUGACCGCCGUGCCGCAGGCGCUGGCCUACGCCGAGCUGGCCGGGCUGCCGCUGCAGUACGGCCUCUAUUCCUCCUUCAUGGGCUGCUUCGUCUACUGCUUCCUGGGCACGGCCAAGGACGUGACGCUGGGUCCCACGGCCAUCAUGUCCCUGCUGGUCUCCUCGUACGCCUUCCACGAGCCCGUCCAUGCCGUUCUCCUCGCCUUCCUCUCCGGCUGCAUCCAGCUGGCCAUGGGGCUCCUGCGCUUCGGAUUCCUUCUGGAUUUCAUUUCCUGCCCUGUCAUUAAAGGGUUCACAUCAGCUGCUUCCAUCACCAUUAGCUUCAACCAAAUCAAGAACAUCCUGGGGCUGCAGGGCAUCCCGAGGCAGUUCUUCCUGCAGGUCUAUGAGACGCUGCGGAGGAUUGGGGAGACCAGGGCUGGGGACGCUGUGCUGGGGCUGACCUGCCUGGCCGCGCUGGCAGGGCUCCGGGCCAUGAAGAGCCGCCUGCCCCCCGCUGCCCCUGCAGACCCCCUGGCUGUCAGGAUCAGCUACCUGAUUGUCUGGAUCUCUGCCACAGGUGUGUCAGCUGUCCCCUGGCCCGGCCCCUCCCGGGGGCUCAUCUCAAGCCCAGGCUGGCAGGAGCCAAGACCUGGAGCACGCAAUGCUCUGGUUGUCCUGUUUGCUGGCCUGGUGGCUUACUCCUUCCAGGUGAUGGGCUCCCAGCCCUUCAGGCUCACGGGCAGCAUCCCCCGGGGCCUCCCGGCGUUCCGGCCGCCGCGCUUCUCCCUGGCAGCGCCCAACGGCACCGUCCCCUUCCAGAGCAUGGUGCAGGACAUGGGGGCCGGGCUGGCCGUGGUGCCGCUCAUGGGCCUGCUGGAGACCAUCGCCAUCGCCAAGGCUUUCGCCUCACAGAAUGGUUACAGGAUUGACCCCGACCAGGAGCUGCUGGCUCUGGGUGUCGCCAAUGUCCUGGGCUCCUUCGUCUCCUCGUACCCCAUCACGGGCAGCUUUGGCCGGGCUGGACCUUUUGCCCCUCUGUGUGACAUUCCUGCUCUGCUUCUGGGAGAUUCAGUACGGAAUCGUGGCGGGGGUGCUGCUUUCUGGGAUCCUCCUGCUCUACUCCAUUGCCAGGCCCCCAAUAAAGGUGUCGGAGGGGGCGGUGCUGCUGGUGCAGCCGGGGAGCGGCCUGCACUUCCCCGCCGUGGAGCACCUGCGGGACUCGGUGUGCAGCCGUGCUCUGGCAGCAGCAUCUCCACCACGCUGCGUCAUCCUGGACUGCUGCCACAUCAGCAGCAUCGAUUACACGGCGGUGGUGGGGCUGGCAGAGCUGCUGCAGGAGCUGCGCGGGCACGGCCUCUCGCUGGCCUUCUGUGGCCUGAAGGACCCUGUUCUCCAAGUCCUGCUGUCUGCAGACUUAGAAGGAUUCCAGCAUUUCCCCAGCUGGGAGGAGGCAGCGCGGUGCAGGGGAGCGGAGCCCUUCACCAGCACUGCCGACAGCUCGGGGCUCAUCCAGUGAGAAGAGUUUGGGUUGAACGUCCUGUGACACCCCAGGGACCCCAGCACACUGCGUGGGAGCCUCCUGCCGCAGCCAGGCCUGUGGGGAUGGACUGUCCCCAUGUCCCACACCGAGAUGGACAGAGCGGCACCAGCCCAGCCCCACACGGGCUGUGGGACAAAACUGUUCCAUGCCACAGUGACCAGUGCAAAGCCAUUCUUCCUCCAUGGCUGCUGCCAUUUUUAAACAGCUGUUUGAAUUCUGGACCCUUUUCAUGUCCUGGGCCACUCCAGUGGUGACGCAGGGUGUGCUCCUGUCAGAGCUGUUCCAGGGCUGCUGUGCUGCCCUCCAGGCAGGCAGGGGGGCUCAGCCUUCAGCUGCUGGGAGAGGAAAACCUCUGGGACUGUGCUCCUUACUGAUUUUUAUCCUUACUCAUCUUUUUUAUUCUUAUCUUUUCUGUGGGGUGUUGUGCCAAACACGGCCCUGGGUCAGGGCUGGGCUGUCCCCCUGGGGUGCAGCCCCUGGCCUGGGCCGUGCCGAGGGGACAGGCACGGUGACACCAGGCUGUGCCCAGCUGUGUGACAGGGACAGCACCUGGUGGGGCUGGGCAGGGUCGGGAGUUCAGUUUCCCUGAGCAGCCCUCGGCCACAGCGAGGGUGUAAUAAAUCAGAAAUCGCUAAUGAGUCAGUGUGAUCU
This is a messenger RNA of Prinia subflava (tawny-flanked prinia), 2780 nucleotides long. RefSeq names its product solute carrier family 26 member 11 (gene SLC26A11). Gene Ontology annotation, molecular function: sulfate transmembrane transporter activity. Gene Ontology annotation, biological process: transmembrane transport. The coding region runs from base 86 to 2383 and encodes 765 amino acids. Lineage: Eukaryota; Metazoa; Chordata; Aves; Passeriformes; Cisticolidae. The transcript has 14 exons. The record is from RefSeq and is a predicted model, not a curated record. Gene Ontology annotation, cellular component: plasma membrane.